Molecule: messenger RNA, 507 nt
Organism: Cyphellophora attinorum
Lineage: Eukaryota; Fungi; Ascomycota; Eurotiomycetes; Chaetothyriales; Cyphellophoraceae
Product: Alpha-glucosides permease MPH3
Exons: 1
Coding region: 1-507 (168 amino acids)
Biological process (GO): carbohydrate transport; transmembrane transport
Cellular component (GO): membrane
Molecular function (GO): carbohydrate:proton symporter activity
Source: RefSeq, a predicted model, not a curated record
AUGGUCCUGAUCUUCCUCAGUUUGAUGAAUAUACUUUUCAUCGUCAUCGGCAUCUUGGACUUCCACGUCAAUGAGCAUCCGGACUUGAAAUGGGUCCAAGGGGGGCUCCUUCUGGCCUGGCUAGCCUGCUUCCAGCUCAAUCUCGGGCCUCUGGCCUUUGCCGUCGCCGCAGAGGUCUCUGCUUCCCGACUUCGGUCUGUUACACUCUCGUUGGCUCGCAACGUCUGGAACCUGGUUUUCAUCACCUCUUUAGUCGUCGAGCCGUACCUCAUCAACCCCACAGAAGCAAAUCUACGUGGCAAAACUGCCUUGGCUUGGUUGACCACCUCUUUUCCACUACUCCUCUGGGCCAUCUUCCGCCUACCAGAGACCAAGGACAGAACAUUCGAGGAAUUGGAUGUCUUGUUUGAGAAGCGCGUUAAAGCCUGGCGGUUUAAGUCAACACACAUUGACCUUGUCCGAGACACACGACAAAUCAUCACUGAAGAAACCAAAACCCCCCAUUAG